AUGUCUUUGCAAUUGCUAUCGAAAAUCAUUUUAAUAGCAAUAGCAAUUUCAAAUAUCUUAACAUAUAUGACUAUAAGAAAUUGGUUAAUGAAAUCAAAACUAGGUAUUAUCGAUUCUUCAAUAUUAUCAGAUUUAUUAUGGACAUUUUUCAUAACAAUCGUAUCCACAUGUGCUGUCCAUAUGUCAUACAAAAAGAAUUUAACUACAGUUUUAUUCUUAAUUUGCUCAGUUCUUACAUAUCAAAGCUGUUAUAUUUUUUACAGAGGAUUUUCCUUAUAUUUUGAUCCAGCAUCAUUUAUUGGACUAUACGGCUCGUAUUGGAUGGAUAAUCCAAAGCACCCAAUUUUUGGAAAUAUCAGCCGUGAAUUUAAAUGCUGUGGUUUUCACAAAGUUGAUGAGUUUUCAGAUAUAAAAUGCAGAUACCCUAAGGCAAUUCCAUGCUUAAUGGCCAUUUCGGAAGCACUUAAUAAAUCAAUCAAAGAUUCAGGCUUAGUUAUUUCUGCACAAGCUGUACUACUUCUAAUUUCAGCAAUAACCAUAUUUGUUUAUUUCUUAAUUGUUACAAAUUCAUUGAAAUGA
Messenger RNA from Trichomonas vaginalis G3, 579 nucleotides. RefSeq lists its product as uncharacterized. The record is from RefSeq and is a predicted model, not a curated record. Lineage: Eukaryota; Parabasalia; Trichomonadida; Trichomonadidae. Bases 1 to 579 code for a protein of 192 amino acids. The transcript has a single exon.